Phaethon lepturus (White-tailed tropicbird) is the source of this 1134-nucleotide messenger RNA. RefSeq names its product neuropeptide Y receptor type 4-like. Gene Ontology annotation, molecular function: pancreatic polypeptide receptor activity; neuropeptide binding. The transcript has a single exon. Gene Ontology annotation, biological process: G protein-coupled receptor signaling pathway. Bases 1 to 1134 code for a protein of 377 amino acids. The record is from RefSeq and is a predicted model, not a curated record. Gene Ontology annotation, cellular component: plasma membrane; neuron projection. Lineage: Eukaryota; Metazoa; Chordata; Aves; Phaethontiformes; Phaethontidae.
AUGAAUAAGACAAGGGCUGUUAACGACGGUUUUCCUUUCCUGAACAGUAAGAACUGGAGCUCAAACCGAAGCUUCCCCACAUACAUUUCCAAUCAGUGCAGGAACAUCACUGACCUUACUGUUUUUCUGGCCACGUCUUACAGCUUGGAGACUGUCCUAGGCAUUGUGGGAAAUAUCUGCCUGAUUGCUGUCAUUGCCAGGCAGAAGGAAAAGGCCAAUGUCACCAACAUCUUAAUUUCCAACUUAAUAAUUUCAGACUUGUUUAUGUGUCUUGUCUGUCUGCCUUUCACCGUUGUUUACACCAUGAUGGACUACUGGAUAUUUGGGGAAGUCAUGUGCAAAAUGACCUCUUUCACUCAGUGCACAUCUGUGACAGUGUCAAUUCUUUCCCUUGUCCUUAUUGCUCUGGAAAGACACCAGCUCAUCAUAAACCCAACUGGCUGGAGGCCAAGUAUCUCCCAAGCCUAUCUAGGAAUUGGAGUAAUUUGGACUUUAGCAUGUCUCAUGUCCCUGCCCUUUCUGACCACAUCCAUUUUGUCUAAUGAUUUGUAUGAGCAGCUCUCACACAUCAUGAAUUUUUCCACUGACAUGGCCAUAUGCAUCGACUCGUGGCCUUCUGAGCAACACAGACUUAUCUACACUACCACUUUGCUGCUCUUGCAAUAUUGCAUCCCUCUGUUCUUCAUUAUACUUUGCUACCUGCGUAUCUACUUACGCCUACAAAAGAGAAAGGACAUGUUUGAGAAGAGCGAAUACAGCAAUCGAGCAGUUCAGCUGAGAAGGAUAAAUGUUCUGUUAGCCUCCAUGGUUGCUGCUUUUGCUGUUUGCUGGCUACCAUUGCAUGUUUUCAACACCAUUGUGGACUGGAAUUACAAAAUCAUUUCGCCUUGCCACCACAAUCUGAUCUUCUCAUUGUGCCAUCUGGUAGCUAUGGCUUCCACCUGUGUCAACCCUGUUAUCUAUGGUUUCCUAAACAGCAACUUCAAAAAAGAAGUGAAGUCACUGAUUCUGAGCUGCCAGCAUAAUUCGGUAACCGCAUCAACAGAAGAAUAUGAUCAUUUGCCUUUGUCUACCAUGCAGACUGAAAUCUCCAAGGGCUCACUGAUGUUGAACUGCAGACAUAAUUCUAUCUAG